This is a messenger RNA of Cucurbita moschata (crookneck pumpkin), 1097 nucleotides long. Its product is annotated as ADP-ribosylation factor-related protein 1. The record is from RefSeq and is a predicted model, not a curated record. Gene Ontology annotation, molecular function: GTPase activity; GTP binding. Gene Ontology annotation, cellular component: Golgi apparatus. Gene Ontology annotation, biological process: intracellular protein transport; protein localization to organelle; Golgi to plasma membrane protein transport. The coding region runs from base 227 to 835 and encodes 202 amino acids. The transcript is spliced from 8 exons. Lineage: Eukaryota; Viridiplantae; Streptophyta; Magnoliopsida; Cucurbitales; Cucurbitaceae.
AAAAAAAUCUAUUGGUGGAAGGGAGUGGGAGAACAUUGCUUUGCAAUUGCGGCAAUCGGGAGAAAUUGGGAGUCUGAGACAGAAUUUUGGUCUACUUUCAGACGGUGGGAGCUCGUCUUUGCUGCACUGAAUGCAGAAUAAGUUGGCCAAAGGAGAGUUUGAAGUUAUGAAGUUUGAUCCCAAGGGUUAAGAGCAACUAAUACCCCAAGUAAACUGAAAAGACACGAUGUUCUCUUUAUUUUAUGGCCUCUGGAAGUACAUAUUUAGUAAGACAGAAUUUCAUGUUCUCAUCCUAGGAAUCGACAAGGCGGGGAAAACGACUUUGCUUGAGAAGUUGAAGUCAUUAUACUCGAACUUGGAAGGUCUAUCCCCUGAUCGGAUUGUUCCAACCGUUGGACUCAAUAUUGGGCGUCUAGAGGUGUUGAAUGCAAAACUUGUCUUCUGGGAUCUGGGAGGUCAGCCUGGCCUUCGGUCUAUUUGGGAGAAAUAUUAUGAAGAGGCACAUGCUGUGAUCUAUGUAAUCGAUGCUGCUUGUCCAUCAAAAUUUGAAGAUUCCAAAUCUGCACUGGAGAAAGUUCUUCGACACGAGGAUCUGCAAGGAGCUCCACUUUUGGUUUUAGCAAACAAGCAGGAUCUUUCUGAAGCAGUAUCAGCUGAAGAACUUUCUCGUUAUCUGGAUCUUAAAAAACUGGAUGAAAGAGUUUACAUGUUUGAAGCUGUUUCUGGUUAUGAUGGGAUGGGGAUAAAGGACAGUGUUGAAUGGUUAGUCGAUAUAAUGGAAAGAAGUAAGAGAACCGAAACAUUGAGAGCUCGAGCAGGCGUUAGAGGCCCCUAAUUCAUGCAUCCACCGGUGUGAGGGCACCAACACAAUCUGGCUUCCUGUCACCUGUUAUCUAGCUUUACUACAAACAUGUAAUGAAAAUCUUGAUUCAAGGGCUAAUUGGUAGCAUUAGAUUUCCCAACCAAACAAGUACAGAAUUACAUGCGUUUGAUCCUGAAAAUGUUUUCAUAGGCAAUGUUGGCCUAUCAUGUUUCAUACAAAUGAUCUAAGCUUUGUCAUCCUUUAUUCUUAUAAAGUUGUUACAUUCUUGUUGGUG